Gloeophyllum trabeum ATCC 11539 is the source of this 1347-nucleotide messenger RNA. RefSeq lists its product as uncharacterized. The transcript is spliced from 3 exons. Gene Ontology annotation, molecular function: protein binding. Lineage: Eukaryota; Fungi; Basidiomycota; Agaricomycetes; Gloeophyllales; Gloeophyllaceae. The record is from RefSeq and is a predicted model, not a curated record. Bases 163 to 885 code for a protein of 240 amino acids.
GCCCUUUAACUCGAAACUUGUUGCAACAGAGGUGGCAUGAUCCCGGAAUCAUAGCACCAGUUCAGAGGCUUGUUCCAUUCUGUGACUCCUCUACGCAAUUCAGCGCUUCAAGCUUUAGCCCUUGUUGUAUUCACUUCUCUGGCCGGUCCAGGACUCGUCGUUAUGGGCGACGAUCUUAACCCCCUCAAGCGACCACGCAUUCAGGAUGCUAGUCCGUCAGACUCCAUCGUUGAUGUCAAGAAACACCCGUCGCUUUACCUCUCAGAUGGCAACAUCGUUCUUUACUCUGCCGCCAGUGAAGGAGAAGCAGUAGCGUUCUGUGUCCACAGAAGUAUGCUGUCGAAAGUAUCCCUUAUUUUCGCAGAUAUGUUCUCUUUGCCUCCGUCGGACGUGAAUGAGCAGCACGAAGGGCGGCCUGUGGUCCGGAUGCAAGACCGGGCGUCUGACUUGGAACAGCUCUUGAAGAUUCUCUAUCAUGAAUCAUCUCUUCCUAUGAAGCGCCUCGACCCACAGUUCCCAUCUGAAGUCAAGCCUAUCCUUCAACUCGCAAACAAAUAUGAAAUCACCUCGCUGAGGGGUCAAAUCGUGUCGCGCCUGACGGAGGAUUGGCCGACGACUCUGCGAGAGUGGGAUGCGCUUGAAAAGGAUAUCGCGACCAUGCGAGAGACCUGGGACGAACGUCUCGACUACACUGCUUCGGGCUCCGAUUUUUCUCUCGAUUCCCAUUUACCGGAACCCGUUGGAGCGCUGCACUUGGCCAAAGAAUGUGAGGUGCCUCAAAUUCUACCUGCCGUAUUCUACCAUCUUUCACGACUCUCUUUUUCCUUCUUAUUUUCAUGGGCCGGAAAUGCAAGAAGCUUCUUUGUGUCACCCAACGGUUCCUGACUGUCGGCUCUUCAUGCAGUCAUUGACACGUUGUUUCCUUGACGGCAGUGAUGAGUGCGACAUUCUCGGAGUGCUGAAGCAACGCUACGAAAAUUUGGAUGUAGAGGAAAUUUACCCAGGCAUGUGCGGCGAGUGUAGAGAUGGCUUUAGGGAAAAGAUCAAGGAAAUACGGGUCUUUCUAUGGGAGCAUACCCCCAGAUUCUUCGGUAUAUAACACCCAAUGCGUUCAUCCACGUGAUGUAUGCACCUGGGUUGACUCCAACUUUGCAUGAUCAUCUGCACGUUCAGUACGGGGUGAAUCUACACAGUAUAUCAUGGACUGACGGGAAUGGUGGCUUGCGCCUCCGCCUCCACGCAUUGUCGUUGGUCAAGGCCGAUUGGCAAGAUCAGAGAUCUCAGGCAUUGAUGUCCUGAGGCCAAGUGUAGGCGACCUACUUAUGAUAUCGCGGUGUAUCAGUCGGC